GAGCCACUGCUUCUGUGCGAGGAAAGAAGGGCAAAGUCCGACCCUGGCAUGAAAGUUCGCCGUGCGAGCCGGAGGUAACCCAGCGGCGUCCAGUCCUGCCCCGCCCCGCCUGGCCCAAACCUCGCCCGGCGCCAUGGUGUUGGAUAGCUUGGCCCGCAUCAUCAAAGUGCAGCUGCCCGCUUACCUCAAGCGCCUGCCGCUGCCGGAGAGCGUCGGCGGCUUCCUGAGACUCACAGUUUCAGAAUGGCUCCGGUUAUUGCCUUUCCUGGGUGUCCUUGCUCUGCUCGGAUAUCUUGCUAUUCGCCCACUCCUUCCCAAGAAGAAACAGCAGAAGGACAGCUUGAUUAAUCUCAAGAUCCAGAAGGAGAAUCCCAAAGUAGUAAAUGAAAUCAACAUUGAGGAUCUAUGUCACACUAAGGCAGUGUACUGCAGAUGCUGGCGCUCUAAAACAUUCCCUGUCUGUGAUGGCUCUCACAACAAACACAACGAGUCAACAGGAGAUAAUGUGGGCCCUUUAAUACUCAGGAAAAAAGAAGUCUAGCAAACUUCUAAGUAUUCUAUGACUGAUGGGAAGUCUACUUGUAUACAUAUUUGUAAGGCUUUCUGUCUUAUAUGUCACAGGGUUAAAUUUUGGAAUAUUUUAAAUUAUCUUAGAUUUAUACUUUGUGCUAGAUGUUUGGUAAUGUGUUUUAUAUAACAAAAAUGUACUAUAUCUAUGCUUUGUAAUCAUCGCAGAAUUAUUUUUCCCAGAACUACAGGAAUUGUAACAAAGAUAGAUAGAUAGAUAGAUAGAUAGAUAGAUAGAUAGAUAGAUAGAUAGAUAGAUAGAUAGAUAACCUCUAUUCUAAUUACAGAUGUAUCAACACUACAGAGUUAACAGAUUUUAAACCAGCUGUACUGCCAGAUUGCCACAAAA
Messenger RNA from Protobothrops mucrosquamatus (brown spotted pit viper), 916 nucleotides. It is a transcript of the gene CISD2, whose product is annotated as CDGSH iron sulfur domain 2. Lineage: Eukaryota; Metazoa; Chordata; Lepidosauria; Squamata; Viperidae. Gene Ontology annotation, molecular function: 2 iron, 2 sulfur cluster binding. The coding region runs from base 134 to 541 and encodes 135 amino acids. The transcript has 3 exons. Gene Ontology annotation, cellular component: intracellular membrane-bounded organelle; mitochondrial outer membrane. Gene Ontology annotation, biological process: regulation of autophagy; autophagy of mitochondrion. The record is from RefSeq and is a predicted model, not a curated record.